AUGUUAAUCCAUCGACUCAAAAUUCAUCUAAUCAAAAGCUUUUAUAGCUAUCGUUUUCUGCAUAUCAGUAUCCAAGAUGAUUGCUUUUACCAUACGUUCUCGAUUUUGUCUUCCAUUAGUGGCACACGAUUCCAGCAUUCCAAGCAUCAGCAAUUGAGUCUUUCACCCCAACGUUUCAAAGAAUGUGAUUUCAAGGUUCAUGAUUUGGUGUCCCACACCAAAUUAGUACUUUAUUUGGUUCUUCAUGGUGCUACUAUUCUCAUUUCUGUGCUGUGGUUGAUUGGAAGAAGAGCAAGCGAUGAAAUUGUUCAGAAAGACAUGAAAUUGUGGCCUUUUAAAGUUGUUGUUGGGACCAAGGACAAGCCAAAAAUUGUAGUCACUUACAAGGGUGAAAAGAAGGAAUUUUCCGCUGAAGAAAAUUCACAGUGUUGGGGGUUGGAACCUGGAGGAAACUUCACGGUGUCCUCUCUCAGGAAAGUAAUUGACUCUAAGACGUUGGAUUCCAUUAAUUAUUCACCAAGUUUAUGGUCCAAGGUCGUCCCAGCAAAGAUUCAUAUCUUCUCAUUAGGUGUUUGA
Messenger RNA from Lactuca saligna, 576 nucleotides. The record is from the annotation of a GenBank genome assembly. NCBI's taxonomy places the organism in Eukaryota, Viridiplantae, Streptophyta, Magnoliopsida, Asterales, Asteraceae.